Entrophospora sp. SA101 is the source of this 179-nucleotide messenger RNA. NCBI's taxonomy places the organism in Eukaryota, Fungi, Glomeromycota, Glomeromycetes, Entrophosporales, Entrophosporaceae. The record is from the annotation of a GenBank genome assembly.
AUGGCACUUGAUGAUUUUGGAUCUGAUUGUAAUAGUAGUAAUAUUUCUUUACAAAGAACAGAUUCAAUGGCAGUAAUUAGUAAUAGUGUUAAACAUAAAAACUCUUUAAAACGUCAUGAUUCAAGACAUAGUGAAACCUUUUCAAUGAUUGCACCAGCAGUAACUGAACCAUCACCAUU